Messenger RNA from Chaetura pelagica (chimney swift), 3549 nucleotides. It is a transcript of the gene TRIM35, whose product is annotated as tripartite motif containing 35. Gene Ontology annotation, cellular component: axoneme; axonemal dynein complex. The record is from RefSeq and is a predicted model, not a curated record. Gene Ontology annotation, molecular function: protein binding; zinc ion binding. Gene Ontology annotation, biological process: axonemal dynein complex assembly; regulation of cilium movement; cilium-dependent cell motility. Lineage: Eukaryota; Metazoa; Chordata; Aves; Apodiformes; Apodidae.
AUGGAGUCGCUGGUGGGGAGGAUUGUUGGCCUGAUGGGGGGGGCGGGAGCUGAGCCCGACCCCGAAGCCGAGCCAGGCCCCGAGGAGCGCGUCGCCGCCCGCCGCCGCCGCAUCGCCGAGCGCCUCGGGAACAAGGCCCGGGAGGAAGUUGAAGAAGAUGUGGAGCCAAAGGUGGAUGAGAAAGAGGAGGAAGAGCAGAGGAAGAGCCAUAAGCAGGUUGAGGAGAGCAGGCAGAGGCUGGCCAAGCUGCUCUUUGAAGGCACGCAGAUGGUGACCGACAUCCAGGUGUCUGCUGACUUGAGGGAAAUACAGAGGAGGACAGAUGAGGCAGAGCUGAAGCGGCAGAGGGUAGAGAGGCUGGAGAACGAAGCCAAAUCUAGCACAAGCAAGUUUGAGGAGAUCACGUCCAAAUGGGCCUCGGCCGAGGAGAUCAAGAUCCCGCAGGAGCUGUGGCAGCCGCUGAACCAACAGCAGCAGCACAGUGCCCUGCUUCUGGAGAGGAAGAACAAGCUCAUUGGUGACCUGCAGCAGGAGCUGAAAAACAAAGAAGAGCAGUACGUGCAGACCAUUAAGAAACAGUCAGAUGAUAUCCACCUGCUUUUGGAGAGGAUGGAGGAACAGAGCAGGUUCAUGCUGAAAAAUUUCCGUCAGCACCUCCUACAGAUUGAGGAAGCUUUUGAGGUUGAACGGCGAGAGCUGCUGGACAACAACAAGAAGAAGUGGGAGGAAAGCAUCCGGGCCCACAAGGCAAAGGAGAUGGAAUACCUACAGAACCGUAUGAGGAAAGUGGAAGAAUAUGAGAAACAGCUGGAGCAGCUGUGGGUGCAGGAUGAGGAGGAGUACAACAACAUGAAGCUCCUGCUGGAGAACGAUGUGCAGAACCUGGAGAAGCAGCUGCAGCAUAUGAAAGCUGUCUAUCAGCUGAACCAGGAGAAGCUGGAGUUCAACCUUCAGGUACUUAAGAAGCGAGAGGAGGAGAACACAAUCAUCAGAUCCCAGCAGAAGAGAAAGAUCAACAGGCUCUACAGCCUUCUCAGUGACCUGAAGACCAAACUGGCCAAACAAGAGAAGCAGUUCAGAGAGGAGAACCAGAGCCUGGCAGCUGUCUGCAAGCGCAUCAGGGAGCAGUGCAAGGACGUGCAGAGGAAGACAAGGCACUUUUCUGUCAGUGACGAGAAGAAGUUUGUGCAGGUCUGGCUGAUGAAUGAGGAGGAAGCCAAAGGGCUGAUGCGCAAAGUCCUCGAUGCCGAUCGUGUCAUUCACACCCAGCAACUGGGGCUGCCUUGGGAAGAGCCCCAGGCCUGGUUCCUGAACAACGUUGGUCCCCUUGGGUAUCCCAAAGCAAAGAGUAUGGAAACGGAGGUGGCUGCGGAGAUCCUGACAGAGAGCUGCUCUGGAGGACAGCAGGAGAGAGGGAGAGAGGAGGAGAAGGAAGCAGUGGGCAUUGGAGAAGGAGGAAGAGAAAACGCAGUGAAGGCUGAGGAUAGAUCCACACCUCUGGGAAGUGUCUGCAAGAAGACUGCCAGGAGGAUCCUGGACCUCGUGAAAGCUGAGUCGACCCUUGAGAUCGAUGAUGAGGAUGUCCAGAACGAGUUGGUGGAUUUUUUCCUGAAGUAUAAAGCCCAGGAGCUGGCUGCCAGCCAGAGCCAGGGCAGCCCAGGUGGAGAAGAUGUCAUGCAUCUGGCUGAAGACAGAGAACAUGGAUCUGGUGGCCUGAGGAAAGAGCUUGAAUCCCCUCAGAGCUUGCUGAGCUCUGUUCUGUCUGUGGAUAUCGAGCCUGAUGAUGUCCUGAAGAUCCUGAAAGCCUUUAUGAAGGAUUUUAGCAAGCUGAGGACCCCGAAGGUGAAGGAUGAAUUGGUGAAGGAGGUGAAACCGGUACGGGACAGCUCGAAGGAUGAGGAGUACUGGGAAGCCCUGGCACACAUUCUCCCUGAGAGCACAUUGAAGCUGUGGGACGCGCUGACGCUCGCGCUGGAGGAAUAUUACGAGGUCCUGAUGCACCGGGCCAACUUGCUGGCCGAAGUGGCCACCCUGCGGCAGCAGAACGUGGAGCUGUGCCUGCUCCUGAAGGAGUACCUCACCUCUGGUGCCAUGGAGAACGGAGCCAACCCCUCUGCCAGCAGCUCGGUGGCUUCGCCCUCAUCCACCUUCAAGGAGGAACUGCUGUGCCCCAUCUGCUACGAGCCCUUCCGGGAGGCUGUGACGCUUGGCUGCGGCCACAACUUCUGCAAGGGUUGCGUGAGCCGUUCCUGGGAGCACCAGCAGCACGUGUGCCCGGUCUGCAAAGAAGCUUCCUCCUUGGAUGACCUGCGCCUCAACCACACGCUCAACAACCUGGUGGAGAUGAUCCUCAGGGAGGAAAAGCAGCGGCGGGGCCGGGCGGCCACCCUCUGUCCCCUGCAUCACGAGGAAGCCAAACUUUUCUGCUUGGAAGACAAGGAGCUGGCGUGCUUUGUCUGCCAGAGCUCCAAGCCACACGAAGGGCACAAGAUGAGGCCGGUGCAGGAGACGGCGGCAGAUUUCAGGGCCAAGCUGAAGAACAUGGAGACCACCCUGCAGGAGAAGGCCAAGGACUUUGCGGCCGUGCACCGCUCCUACGAGUCCAUCUCCAAACACAACCAGGUGGAAGCAGUGCGGCUGGAGGAGAAAAUUGGGAAGGAAUUUGAGAAGCUGCAUGAGUUCCUGCGGGACGAGGAAAAGGCUUUGGUGGCCAAGCUGCAGGAGGAGGCUCGACAGAAACGUGGCCUCAUUGAGGACAAGAUGAAGCAGCUGGCAGAGGACAGCCAAGCCCUGCUUGACGAAGCCCACCAGCUCCAGGAGGACCUCAAGGAAGAUGACUACACCUUCCUAAUGACCCACAAGAACCGCAAGCGCAGGAUUGCAUGCACUGCUGAGGAGCCGGAGCCUGUAACUUCAGGUCUGGUCCUCGACGUUGCCAAGUACCUGGGCUCAUUGCGGUACAAUGUGUGGAAAAAGAUGUUGGACGUCAUCACUGUAGUCCCCUUCAGCUUCGACCCCAACUCGGCAGCGGGCUACCUGUCGGUGUCCGAGGACCUCACCAGCGUCACCAACAGCGGCUACAAGCUCCUGGUGGAGAACCCUGAGCGCUUCACCUCGGCCCCCUGCCUCCUGGGCUCCCGCGGCUUCUCCACCGGCUUCCACACCUGGGAGGUGGACCUGGAUGGGCUGGUGAACUGGCGCGUGGGGGUGGCCAAGCCGCCCGGUGGCACCCACUGGACCUUCCACCACCACGCUCGCUCCGGUUGCUUGCCCGGAAAAGACGGCGAGAAGUGCCAUGCGUCCAACGCGGGGCGGUCGGAGGCGGGGUCGGGAGACCUGAAACGGGUGCGGGUGGAGCUGGACUGCGACGAGGGGGAGCUCUCCUUCUACGACCCCGAGCGCAAGGCCCACAUCUACACCUUCCACGAGAAGUUUGGUGGCACUGUCUUCCCUUACUUCUACGUGGGGGGGACACCGGUGGGCAGGCUGCCUGUAGCCCUCCGCAUCUGUCCCCUCCAGGUCCGCAUCCACGAGGACGUCCCCCUUUAG